Molecule: messenger RNA, 1827 nt
Organism: Fusarium musae
Lineage: Eukaryota; Fungi; Ascomycota; Sordariomycetes; Hypocreales; Nectriaceae
Exons: 1
Coding region: 1-1827 (608 amino acids)
Biological process (GO): regulation of mitotic cytokinesis
Molecular function (GO): GTPase activator activity
Source: RefSeq, a predicted model, not a curated record
AUGUCACAACUUAGGGCACCGCAGCACGACAGGACCUCCACCAUGGAGAGCUCUGAAGGUGACACUCGGGAUUGCACAUCGGGGGACGACGAUGACACGGAUUUCAAGAGUGAUACCAUGUUUGACUCGCUGCGCACUGUUGGCUCCGGUCGUGCCCGUGCUGUUGAGACCCCAUUGGAGUCCAUGUAUGACGAGUCACCACCAAGCACCGCCGGCAAUGGUACAAAGACGAAGCGUCUCUCAAUUCACGAGAUCCUCGGCCGGACAUGGGAUGAAGAUGACAAGAUCAUGGAGGAGGACGAGAAUGCAUCCACACCUGUCCGCACAGUCAAGCGAUCUGAAGCAUCACCACGCUUUAGGCUUGAGUCAAGAUUUAACCCAUCGCCCUACGAUGUCUUAACCAAUACGACCAAGGAGUACAGCAGGCUGUCCUUGGACGACGAAUUUGACGAUGAUUGGGCUAGGGAUGAUGAGUUUCCCUGUAACCCCUUAUCACCUCCCUCUAAAGGGAGCUCACUGAAUUCCAGAGGAAUCAACCCUAAUGUUCGCCUCGCCCUCGCCAAUAUUAGUGGUAAUGGCCUUCCUGAUACGAACGGUCACGAUGCUACUAACGACCGCCCACUUAGCACUCUCUUCGACUGGAGCGAGCCCCCGACACACGACAAAUUUGAUACUGGACGGAGUUUGCGACCCAAGACUGCUUAUGCUAAGGAGAUGGACUCUAGAGGUGGUCGCUCCGCCAUACGCAAAGGUCCAACCCCAACUCAUGUUCGAAGCCAGAGCGUCCCCGUGGUUCAUGAUGCCCCCGGAGAUCCCAAGACUACUGGAUCCAAGUAUGGCACAUGGGGCAUGGGCACCAAGACAGUCAGCGAGGACUGGGAUGACGAUUUCGAAUUUGGUGCUGGUCCCGUCGGUAGUAACGACAAGAGUGACAAAAUCUUUGCAGUACCAGAAUCGAUUCGUGCGACACAGCCAAGUGUCAAGGCACAUUCCGGCCAUAUUCGAGAAUUCUCGCUUCUUGUCAAUGAUUUAAAACGUCUGUGCCGUCAUGGGCGAGAUAUGGAUAUGCUUGAAGGAUCUCAGAGGCAUCUCUGGAAGGAGGCUGAUGGUAUUAUUGCUCUGGCAUCCCCCGAUGAAGAGUCGUUGGACGAGAACGAUGAUCAAAAGUCAACUUCAUCUAUCAACUUCGAUGCAUUCGAUAUUGACGAAACGUUCGGAGACGAGGGGUUUGAUGCCCAUUCUAUGAAUCGCCUCGAUGCCGCCUUUGAUGGUCACGAGCCCGCUAUGUCCAAAACCACUGUUGUUCGAGAACGUCACUCUCCCCGGCGAAGAUCUGUCUUCUCUCCAGAAGAUGAUAUCUUCGGCAAUUGGCCUUUGAAUGACAACCCCCCUUCCAACAGACCCAGUCGCCCUCGAACGCCUGAGAACAAGUACAACAAGGCUCAUGACGUAUCGGGGGUCGUCCGUUCUGUCAUUGGGGCUAUGCAACAUCGUGCUCCCGAGCAAGCACCUGACAACGGCAAAGUCCACUUCGACACAAAUAGCCUCAAGGCUCUGGUCAAGAGAGCCGGCGAUUUACGAGAUACACUGUCCGACAUUGUUCGACAGGCCGACCAGAUUACGCACAGUCCAAUGAGAACACCCAGGCAUGAGCGCCAGCAUGACUCGAGCCCUGCCUUUACACGGGUCUUUGACGACCCUGGUUCGAACCCUCCUAGAAGAGUGGCACGAAGCCGCGGAAACAAUUCACUCAGGGAAGCCGCAUCAUCCGAUAACUCACCAUCUUCUGGCCUACCACAACGGAUGCAGAUGAUGACUGUCAGCUGA